Molecule: messenger RNA, 1345 nt
Organism: Daktulosphaira vitifoliae (grape phylloxera)
Lineage: Eukaryota; Metazoa; Arthropoda; Insecta; Hemiptera; Phylloxeridae
Product: barH-like 2 homeobox protein
Exons: 3
Coding region: 165-875 (236 amino acids)
Biological process (GO): regulation of transcription by RNA polymerase II; cell differentiation
Cellular component (GO): nucleus
Molecular function (GO): RNA polymerase II cis-regulatory region sequence-specific DNA binding; DNA-binding transcription factor activity, RNA polymerase II-specific
Source: RefSeq, a predicted model, not a curated record
GCCGCAGCCAUCACAAAUCGGCGUACUCACCGUUUUUCCCUUUAUGUUCUGUAACUUAUAUCUAUCACAUAAACCGCCGUGAGAAUACCGUCAUCGUUAAAAUAUUCAGUUUGUUCGAUUCAUCAAAUUUUUUCAACGAAAAAGUUGCAUAAGGUAAAGUUGUUAUGGACUGCCCCAAGCCAUCGUUCCUAAUUAGGGACUUGAUUGGAGACGUUUUGCAGACAUCCAAGUCGUCGGAUUUAUCAAGUGACGAUAGUACUGUGGACAUGGACGAUCAUACAACGACCGUCAGUAGUUUUGCAGUAUUGCCAUUGUUGAUGCAAAAACAUCAUCACAGUCAUUACCAUCAAUUUCACCAAGACAUGACUAAUGGUAAUAAAUCUUGUGGAAGAAAAGUUCGACGAAGACGAACCGCAUUUACACAUGCGCAGCUUGCGUUUUUGGAAAGAAAAUUCAGAUCACAGAAAUACUUAUCAGUAGCUGAUAGGAGUGAUGUGGCCGAAAUGUUGAAUUUAUCGGAGACUCAAGUAAAAACAUGGUAUCAAAAUCGAAGAACAAAAUGGAAGCGUCAAAAUCAGUUGCGUUUGGACCAACUCAGACAACAGUCUACCGAUCCGCCUGAUUGUGAAUUCGGUCAAAAGCAUCAUAGAUUACAUCCAGCAACAGAACAAGUACCUCUUGAAGCUCACCAGGAACACCGAGUGUUUUCUGUUACCAAUGAAUCGGAAGUUUCGGGCCCAGAAUUUUCUAGUUCAUUACCAGCGAGGUUCCUUGGGACUCCAUAUCAGGGCGCUGGUGGGGCACGAUGGAAUUUUUUAACUACGGCUGCUGCUUUAGUGCGGAAUGUAUCUUACGUACAUGGUUGUCACAUGUAAUGAACAAUGAAUACAAAUCAUGUAACAGUGGGCUAUAGGAAUGGCGUGUUUUUCCUUUAGUUAUUUCAUCACCGUAUGAAAUCGAUUAUUGAUAGUACUCACAACACUUCAAGCAGGGAAAUUUGGAAAGUAAUAUUGAGGCAAUAUUCUUUACCAAAGAACCAGUAUAUUUAACAUGUGUAUAGAUCAUCUCUAUAGAUUUAUUAAAGAGAAUCUAAUCAAAGACAUUACUAUUAAAUUGAAAUUUAUUUUUAGUAUAAUUGUACAUUAUUAACAAUUUUAAGGAAGAUUAGAUCUCGUGUACUUUUUUUAGAUCUCUCACGUACAUGUAAAUUAAUUAUUUAAAUUAUAUAAACAUUGGAUUUAGAAAUUUUACACCACUUGAAAAUUAUUCUUUUAAGAUAUAAGGGUAAUGUUGAGACGUUAUAUCUAAUGUAUAUAGAAGUGAAAAAUUAUAACAUUUUAAAUAC